Halichondria panicea is the source of this 1761-nucleotide messenger RNA. Its product is annotated as A-kinase anchor protein 10, mitochondrial-like. Gene Ontology annotation, biological process: intracellular protein localization. The transcript has 11 exons. The record is from RefSeq and is a predicted model, not a curated record. The coding region runs from base 176 to 1609 and encodes 477 amino acids. NCBI's taxonomy places the organism in Eukaryota, Metazoa, Porifera, Demospongiae, Suberitida, Halichondriidae. Gene Ontology annotation, cellular component: plasma membrane; mitochondrion.
AUUCGGGGGCGUGGCUGGUUACAUCUGGUAGAAGCCCAUCAUUAAAUAUUGAUAGUACUGCAUGUAUCAAGCUAUAGCUAGCUAGGUUGAUCACAGACACCACUGUACAGGGACUAGGGACUAGGGGGACAUCAAGACACCUUGUGGGAACAGCCAUUACUUAGUUUCCGUCAGUAUGACGUCCAAGUUGACCUCUGACCUCUGUAAGCCCCUCCCCCUUGUGCUCAUCGACCAAUCACGUAUCUCGAUGCUCGACUACUUUAUUCAGUUCAUGGAAGGAGAGGAAGCCAUUCAUCUGGUACAGUUUUGGUUGUCCGUAGAAGCCUUCAAGGCAACCCCUCGUCGUCCCUGUGACCCUGUGACUAGUGUGCCCUGUGUGGGUGGAAACUGUGAGGGUGUGGGCGGAGACUGUGAGGGUGUGGGCGGAGACUGUGAGGGUGUGAGGACACUAGACAACCCCACAAGAGGUGCCAGUGAUCAGGCAGAACAUACUACAACCGUCUCUUUGGGUAAUGGAGUAUCACCACUUGUGUUGUGCCCUGAACAAAGUAUGGCCGAUAAUCACAUGACUGUCACACGACCUGGUAUCAUAGCAACCAGUCUUAGUAAACAAGUCAGCUUGUCUGUGGCAACAGAUGCUAUGGAGAUAUAUACUACGUACAUAGCUCUGAAUGCACUGAGCCCUGUGGACGUACCAGCAGGCAUCAGACAGAAGAUUGAAGUCAACAUAUGCCCCGAGGAUGGCAUCGUACAUGGCCAGUGUUUCAGGGAGGCGCAGGACUUUGUCUACCACACACUAGAGUCACGCUACUAUCCUGAGUUCCUGAGGAGCGCUCACUUGUGUCGCUAUCAGCUAGAGUACAUCUCCAGUGGGCAGCUGGGUCUCCUCGACUUUCUCCUAGCAGAUAAUGCCCUCUUCUACUUCAUGGAGUACAUGGAGGUGGAGGGUGCCUCUUCUCUGGUCCAGUUCUGGCUAAUGGCGGACAGUUUCCACCGCCAGCUCACCCAGCCUCAGUACACUCCUGAUGUUGAUGUAGAUACCAGAGAUGCUAUAGCUAUAUAUGACAGGUUCUUCUCCCUGCAAGCAACUGAGCCACUGGGCCUGGGCGACGGUGUGAGGAUGGAUAUUGAGAACAGGAUAUGCAGUGAGCACGGGCCUAGUAGUGACUCCUACACUUCAGCACAGGAGAGGGCCUAUCAAGCCAUGAGUCAGACACACUACCCUGACUUUCUGAGGAGCUCUAUCUACCUUCGAUUCCUGAAUGAGCUGGUGCACAUGCUCAAUGCUGCAUCCCUAGACUCCCCUAAGCCACACACAGCAACACAUAGACACCUAGUAUCACAUGCAGACUGGAGGGGGGAUAUAGAUGACCCGGAUACAAUAUGGCAGAGACAGCACUUACCGUUGAGGCUUGGCUUUGUAGAUCAGUUUGGAAUGUACGUAUCAGAAGUGGAACCUAUCAGUAAAGAUGAGCCUGGUCUCUUUGCUUGGAUCGUACGUCGGCGAGAGCAAGAAGAGGAGCUGACUGUGAAGAUAGCUGUCAACAUUGUGUCUGAAGUUAUGGAGUGUGUCAAGCUCGGGACGAAUUUAAUCACAUUACAUAGCUAGCAUUUGAUAUAAUUAUAAUUAUCAUUAUUGGGUCGUCAGUUAUAAUUAAUUUUUAUGUCUUAUUAUUAUGUAUGUGAUCAUGGCUUAGAGUUAAAUUUUUUUUAUAUAUAAGUGUCUUGUGCAGUGAAUUCUCAGAUCUUAUUACUUCCAUG